AUGGCUUCUGAUCUUCCAGUCAUUGAUCUUUCUCUCCUUCCCUCCACUUUUGCAGAGAAACAAAAUCUUUCUGAUUUGGAAGGAAAUAAUGAGUUGAAAAAACUGAGAGAGGCUUGUCAAGAACUGGGUUUUUUUCGAAUAAUAAAUCAUGGAAUGGAGGCAGCUUUCAUUCAGAAGACUGACAGUAUUGCCCGAGAUAUGUUUUCUUUGGCAGAGGAGGAAAAGAGCAGAGCCAUUUUUCCCAUAUUUAAUACUGGGUAUUGCCCAGCUGAUGCGGGGGCAGAUGGGAAAGCUUCACUGCCUGAGAGCUUGGUUUUCCCUGGUGAAAAUGCUCUGCCCAAUUCUGUUCAUCAGAUCUCUGCUAGACUAUGGCCUCAUGGAAACAAUAAUUUCCAGAAUCAAUAUUAUGGGACUUGUGAAUUACAUCAUUAUAAAUUCGGACUGCAUAAGCUGUCUUCCAUUUAA
Molecule: messenger RNA, 465 nt
Organism: Cryptomeria japonica (Japanese cedar)
Lineage: Eukaryota; Viridiplantae; Streptophyta; Pinopsida; Cupressales; Cupressaceae
Product: gibberellin 2-beta-dioxygenase 1-like
Exons: 2
Coding region: 1-465 (154 amino acids)
Source: RefSeq, a predicted model, not a curated record